Messenger RNA from Cynara cardunculus var. scolymus (artichoke), 2545 nucleotides. Its product is annotated as cullin-1-like. Lineage: Eukaryota; Viridiplantae; Streptophyta; Magnoliopsida; Asterales; Asteraceae. The record is from RefSeq and is a predicted model, not a curated record. Bases 152 to 2377 code for a protein of 741 amino acids. The transcript has 20 exons. Gene Ontology annotation, biological process: ubiquitin-dependent protein catabolic process; protein ubiquitination. Gene Ontology annotation, molecular function: ubiquitin protein ligase binding. Gene Ontology annotation, cellular component: cullin-RING ubiquitin ligase complex.
GCACCCGAAAUUUUUACAUAACAAAAGCUGGGUGGACUCCGCCUAACCCCCCUCUGAAAACUUCCCCUCAAUCGCCGAUAACCCUUUUCCGAUUCUUGAUCUCCGGUUGUUUUCCUCCGGCAUCUUCUAAAAUCGCAGGAGCUGUGUUAUAAUGACUAUGUCCCAAAUGAAGACCAUCGAGUUGGACGAAGGAUGGAAUUUCAUGCAGACUGGGAUAAAGAAGCUGAAGAAAAUUUUGGAAGGGCAUCCAGAACCACAAUUUAGCUCUGAAGAGUACAUGAUGCUAUACACCACUAUCUAUAACAUGUGUACUCAAAAGCCUCCACAUGACUACUCCCAACAGCUGUAUGAUAAAUACAGGGAAGCAUUUGAAGAUUAUAUUAGUUCAACGGUGUUGCCAUCAUUAAGAGAGAAACAUGAUGAGUUUAUGUUGCGGGAGCUUGUGAAACGAUGGGCGAAUCAUAAAGUAAUGGUCAGGUGGCUUUCACGAUUUUUCCAUUAUCUUGAUCGUUAUUUCAUUGCUCGGAGGUCCCUGCCAGCACUGAAUGAAGUUGGUCUAACUUGUUUCCGUGAAUCGGUUUAUGAGGAGACUAAGGGUAAAGCUAGAGAUGCUGUUAUUGCCCUUAUCGAUCAAGAACGAGAAGGCGAGCAGAUUGAUAGAGCACUGUUGAAAAAUGUUCUUGAUAUAUACGUGGAGAUAGGGAUGGGACAGAUGGAUUUCUAUGUAAAUGACUUUGAAACUGAUAUGCUUACUGAUUCUGCUGCUUAUUAUUCUCGAAAAGCAUCAAAUUGGAUAGUGGAAGAUUGUUGUCCUGAUUACAUGUUGAAGGCUGAGGAUUGUUUAAGAAAGGAAAAAGAGAGAGUCUCUCACUAUUUGCAUUCCAGCAGUGAACCUAAGCUCCUGGAGAAUGUGCAAAAUGAAUUGUUGGUCAUAUAUAGCAGUCAGUUGCUUGAAAAAGAGCAUUCUGGAUGUCGUACCUUGCUUCGAGAUGAUAAGGUGGAUGAUCUCUCGAGGAUGUAUAGACUUUUUUCAAAAAUUCCCAAAGGAUUGGAUCCUGUCGCUAAUAUGUUCAAGCAGCAUGUUACCGCCGAAGGAAUGGCUCUAGUCCAACAAGCUGAAGAUGCUGCAAGUAACAAGGCGGAAAAUGUUGGUGGUCCCCAGGAGCAGGUGUUCGUCAGGAAGAUAAUCGAGUUGCAUGACAAGUUUAUGGCAUAUGUUACUGAUUGCUUCGUGAACCACACACUAUUUCACAAGGCCCUUAAAGAGGCCUUUGAGGUUUUUUGCAAUAAAAUUGUGGCUGGUUGCUCGAGUGCGGAGCUGCUGGCUUCAUAUUGUGACAAUAUCCUCAAAAAGGGCGGUAGUGAGAAGCUGAGUGAUGAAGCUAUCGAGGAAACUUUGGAUAAGGUUGUUAAGCUCCUAGCAUACAUCAGCGAUAAAGAUCUUUUUGCAGAGUUCUAUAGAAAAAAACUUUCUCGGCGUUUACUUUUUGAUAAGAGUGCGAACGACGAUCAUGAAAGGUUGAUCCUCUCGAAGUUAAAGCAGCAAUGUGGUGGACAGUUCACAUCAAAGAUGGAGGGCAUGGUGACCGAUUUGGCUUUGGCAAAGGAGAAUCAUAGUCAAUUUAAUGAUUACCUUUCCAAUAAUGCUUUUGCCAAUCCUGGGAUUGAUUUGACGGUCACUGUUCUGACUACGGGUUUCUGGCCAAGUUAUAAAUCUUCUGAUCUUAGUCUACCCGAAGAGAUGGUGAAAUGUGUUGAAGUAUUCAAGGAGUUCUAUCAGACAAAAACCAAACAUAGAAAGCUCACAUGGAUCUACUCUUUGGGCACGUGCAAUGUGAACGGUAAAUUUGAUCAGAAGACGAUAGAGCUGAUUUUGGGAACCUACCAGGCGGCUGCUCUUUUGCUGUUCAAUGCUUCGGAUAGACUGAGUUAUUCAGAUAUCAAGACACAGCUAAAUCUUGCUGAUGAAGAUGUGGUGAGAUUACUCCAGUCAUUAUCCUGUGCCAAGUAUAAGAUUCUCACCAAGGAACCAAGCACAAAGACCGUUUCUGAAACCGACCAUUUCCAGUUCAAUUCGAAGUUCACUGACAGGAUGAGGAGGAUCAGGAUCCCUUUGCCACCUGUGGACGAGAGGAAGAAAGUUGUGGAGGAUGUUGACAAGGACCGGCGAUAUGCUAUAGAUGCUUCCAUUGUCCGCAUAAUGAAGUCACGGAAAGUUCUUGGCCAUCAACAACUUGUCAUGGAGUGCGUAGAGCAGCUAAGUCGCAUGUUCAAGCCUGAUUUUAAGGCAAUCAAGAAGAGGAUCGAAGAUCUUAUCACACGAGAAUACUUGGAAAGAGACAAAGAGAACCCAAAUCUGUUCAAAUAUCUCGCUUGAUCUGAAAAAAGCCAACCUCCAUGGAAGCGCUAGAAUUCCACAAUCACAUUUUGUUGCAACGGAAAGGAGAAGAGCAAGAUUUCAUCAGGUGUUUAACGGUAACGAAUGAAACACCAUCUUUUCUUCUCAUGCUGGUUAUUCCGUGCUUUGCUUCUUUUGGGUUGGUGG